Molecule: messenger RNA, 7941 nt
Organism: Oncorhynchus nerka (sockeye salmon)
Lineage: Eukaryota; Metazoa; Chordata; Actinopteri; Salmoniformes; Salmonidae
Product: alpha-1,6-mannosylglycoprotein 6-beta-N-acetylglucosaminyltransferase B-like
Exons: 17
Coding region: 755-3010 (751 amino acids)
Biological process (GO): protein N-linked glycosylation
Cellular component (GO): Golgi apparatus
Molecular function (GO): alpha-1,6-mannosylglycoprotein 6-beta-N-acetylglucosaminyltransferase activity
Source: RefSeq, a predicted model, not a curated record
CAAGAGGGGAAUCAGGUUUCCUUGACAACCGCAGGAUGCGUACCCAGAGGCCUAGGGACAGAGAAAAGGAGGCCAGAGGAGGAGGGAAAGAGACAAAAAACAAAUGAGACUUUCCAGCCCCGCGUUUUCUCCAGCUUUUUUUUUUAUCAGGUCUUUUUUUGAAAGAGGGAGCGAUGGAGGAGGUUGCCGCCCGGUCGUGACGGAGCCUUAGAGUGUUUGUGUGGUCUGUGUGUGUGUUUGUGUGUGUCCGCGCUGAAUCGGUAAGUACGCCUGGCUGUUCCAAUGUCUUCAUAACUCUGGCUUAUAGACCACACAGAGUAACAAAACAAAGGGACUGAAGGAUGGAGAGAGAGAGGGACUGGAGUAUUGGCACAGUUUGUGACAUGUAUCAGUGUAUCAUUAACUUUCAAUAGGAAACACAAAGGCACACGUUGAGCCACUUUUACGCCUCGUCAAAACUAUGACUGAAUAUGGAAGGGGAUUAAUAUAUUCCCAUCAGUGUAAAUGGAAACUAUGAUGUGAUGUGGUGUUUUGGACUGAAUGGUGAUCUUGUACACAAAGGAAACUGGAAACCAUCUGCCUUAUCUUCACUUUUGAGAACAGUGGGAAAAACAGAAGAAAAAAAAGAUUAGAGGCAGCAUCUCUUUGCGUUUCAUUUUCCAAGUUAUUGCACUAUUGACUGAUAAUAACACUUGUUUAUUCUAAUGUAUGAUUUUCUGUUUUGACAGUCAGGCCCACAUCUUGACUCUGGAUCAUGCGUUUUACACUGCGACCCCGGAGUGGCUGCUUGGUGCUGUGUCUUUCUGUCUCUCUGCUCACCCUGCUGCUGCAGAGCCUCUGGGUGCCUCCAGAGAUGACCAGAGAGGAGCCGGCAGGUGCAGGGAGGUCCCCUGAGGAACAGGGUCACCAUGGUAACAGCGUGCGAAGACUGGCUCUACGCUUAGAGGCUCUGAGCUCUCAGGUGCAGCGGCUAGCGAGGGAGAGAGACACUCCCCAGCCUGCUAAAGAAGAACUUACUAACCUUCUGCAAAGUCUCCGGCAGGACCAGGAGGGCUUGGUGCGGUCCGUGGAGCGAGAGCUACAGAGAAUGGCCCAGAAGCUGGAAAGCCUCGGUCAUCAGCCCCACACACCACGACCACAAGACGACCACAGACCGCAGACAGGUCUCCGUGAGGUUUGUGAGGUGCCCGAGGACCCUGUGUAUCCCCACUGUGCUGAGAAAGUUGAGUUCCUGCAAGCCCGUUGGGACUCAGACCUCUGCUAUGCUUUCUACGGGGUGGAUGGUACCACCUGCUCCAUCCUGACCUACCUGAGUGAGAGAGAAGACUUCUGUCCCCCCCACCCUGGAAGAAACCAUUCAGCACCACCAUGGCACCAGCAACCACGCGCCCACAAAGAGAAGGCAGAGGUCCGGACGACUCUGAGGCCAUUGUAUGAGGUGUUUGGUGGAAUUCAGGGUCCUGCAGGAAGGUUCAUCCGGUCCAGGGUGGAGAGGCUGUCUACAUGCUGGAUAAAGGCGGGACACAGGAUACGAGAGAACACCACUAAGACGACUUCACUGCAGAAGAGGGUCCUGCUCUACCCAGGGGUCCUGUCUGGGGGUGCGGGCCAGCGGUUCGGGGCCAUGGUGGACCAAGGGGGGCCUCUGGGAGAGCUGGUGCAGUGGGCUGACCUCAGUGCCUCUCUCUUCAUCCUGGGUCACAAUCUGACCUUUACCACCUCCCAGAACCACCUGCACAGUGUGAUAGGUGCAGCCCCGGGCAAAGGAAGCUGCCCCAUCCAGAUGCCCCUGCCCUUUGACCUCAUCUAUACAGACUACCACGGCCUAGCCCAUCUCCAGGGAGCCAUGGGGCUGGCCUUCCAACACUACCAAUGCCGCUUCCGAAUCCUUGACUCUUUUGGUACGGAACCGGCUUUCAACCUAGGGACGUAUGCCCGUAGCCAUGGUUACAACACGCUAUGGGGAAGCUGGCGUCUACAGCCACUGCAGUACAUGACCAUGUUCCCUCAUACCCCUGACAACUCGUUCCUGGGCUUUGUGAGUGAGGAGGCGAUGGUGGAGCAGGAAGAGAGGGAGGAGGAAGUGGAGCCAGGGCCUUACAGGAAGGACAACACGGCUGUGGUCUACGGGAAACAGGACUACAUGUGGCAGGGCAAGGAACGUUAUCUGGAGCUGAUCAGUCGGGAGCUGGAGACCCACGGCACAGUGUACCAGCCUCCAGGCCACUCCGCUCAGCUGCCCAGUAACAUCAUCAACCACGGCCUGCUGACCCAGGAUCAGUUCUUACAGCUCCUCAGAAGAGCCAAGGUGUUUGUGGGUCUUGGAUUUCCCUAUGAGGGUCCAGCUCCUUUGGAGGCCAUAGCUUUAGGGUGUGUCUUCCUCCAGCCGCGCUUCCAGCCCCCUCGCUCCUCUGAAAACAGUGACUUCUAUAAAGGGAAGCCCACAACACGACAGGUCUCCUCCCAGCACCCCUAUGCUGAGGAGUUCAUCGGUAAACCCUACGUUUGGACCGUGGACAUGACCAACACUACUGACGUUCAAGAGACGGUCAGGGCUAUUCUAAACACAGAGGUCAAGCCCUUCACCCCUCGAGAGUUCACCAGUGAAGGGAUGCUGGAAAGGGUUCAUGCUUACAUCACUCAUCAGGACUUCUGCAGCGUGUCCUUCCCUACCUGGCCACCUAAGAGCGCUCUGAGAAUACAUCUGGGCCCCCUGGGCCAGUCGUGUGUGAGUGUUUGUCGACGUGCCUCCCUGGUGUGUGAGCCGGCACUGUUCCACCACCUCAACAACCCUGCAGCGUUUACCAGACUGGGCCUGUCAUGCUCCAGCAUGGACCAGGAAGUGGACAACCAUCUAUUUCCUACCUACAGCCCGUGGGGUCGUCGCUGCGGCCUGCAGCGGGAGCGUCUCCUGUUCAGCUGCGCUGGGUCCGACCCUGUCCACCGGAGACUCUGUCCCUGCAGGGCCCACCGGGCGGGACAGGUGGCGCUGUGUCCUGACUGCCUCUAAGGGGCAGACUCUCAGGAUUCUCAUUGGAGAUAAAAGAGGAAAUGUAAGGUUGAAAUGCAUCCUAUGUCUGGGGUCAUGUUCGCUAGGCACGAAACAAAAGAAAACCAACUGAAAUGGAGAGGUGCUAUCUGAACUUGUCCAAUAGGAAAAGCUUUUUUCCGUUUUCUAUUGCAAAAUGUUUUGUUACAGUGUGCCCUGAUGAACACAACCCUAGGCUCUACACUCACAGGAAAUGGAUGUCACGUUCCCGGUUUAUCCGAUAUCACUCAGGAAGAAAGAAGAUAUAGAGCCCUGAUCCGUCAUGUCUCCUCAGUUGCACAAAGGAAUAGGAGUAACAUAGGCAAAAUACGUUUUAAAAAUACUGCCUUCGCCUAUGUGGCCUGUAAAGUGACCACAACCUUUCAUACCAGAGGUCACUCUAUGACAAACUGAGUCAGGCCUCUGAGCAGUUUUACAACCAGAGAGUCCAUCACAUCACAUUCAAGUAAUAGCUUCAACAGAGGGCCAUCACUCAUUGAUGUGGGGUGUAUUUAAUGAGGUAAAACACAAUGUUGCAGGUGGAAAUGUGAUGUGUAGUGCUGACAUGACCCACAGUUCUAAAUGACAAACAGCCAUACCUGAUCUACACAAUACAUUUCUAUCGUAACGUUCUCUUGAACAGGCUUCCAUAGUAGUGGUGGACUGGGGAGUGUGGGAUUACUAGCCAUGUACAAUGGCCGCUCGCGUCGCAUCGCCGGCCCUGAAUAUUACCUCAGUCCUCCUCGGAUUUGUGACAGAGUAAAUAAUGGGGGCCAGAACCAUGUAUUUAGAGUUGGGCCAACUUUUAGAAUUUUGAAUAUUUUUCUAAUUAUAGACAUUCAGUUACAUAGUAUGAAGCAUUCCCCAUGUAAUGUUAAUGGGGAGCUAAAAUGGCUGCCAUAGAAUGUUGAAGUGUCAUGUAAAUGCAUCAUAAUACAGAAAUCAUAUUGGCCCAACUCUCUAAAUUACAUGGCUCUGAUGGGGGCCAUUAUCAGAGUGAAUCAGCACUGAAUGUUUUUGAGAGGGCAAGGCAAUACGACCAUGAUUAUUCCCUCCAAAUAAACACACUCAAAAUGCUGUACUAUAUACUAUGUGUACUGUAUAAGAUAUGUGUUUAUAUGACAGAAUAUUAAUAGUGUUAUUGCCCUAUUGCCUUUUGAUAUGAUAUAUCUAUAGUGAUCUGGCUGAACUUGUAGGGAGGACGAUUUUGAAGGACGAUAUCCUGCUCAGGAGCGAACGUUGAUUUGAACUAACAAGCAGACCCGAGCCAAAUGAAGUGAGGGGUGAUGGGUCACAAAACCUAGUGUGGAGGUUGGGAAGCCUGUCUUCUUCUCGCCUGGCUUCUUCCAUCACCCCUUUCUCUACAUAUAAGAGUGAGGGAAGAAGUGAGAGACCGAAACAGACGUAAAUGUAAUAGCACUAAACUGAGGGCUCUUAUCUGUUAGAAGUGAUCGGGUGGGGGCUUACACAGUGCAGCUGCUAGCCUAGCUUCAGGCCAAGUCCUUGGACUGUCUAUGGGCUCCUUUACCCCUAAAACUAGAAAAGUGAAAGAGGGUUUCUCAGAACAGACACAUGUGAUUACCGUGACUGUCCCAAUGCACUCCGCGUAACCCAAACACAGCACAGCUCAGGAAUUGGACGGGACCACUCAGGGCUGUGACAGAAUUGGUCGACAGGAUGACGGACAGCUCAGUGACUGUAAAACGUCUGUCUAAAAACAACAGUGGAACUGACAUAAGCAGAAUGUUUAGCAAAUUCAGCUGGCCCUGUCAAGUGAGACUUGAAUUUGAUUUGACAUACGUUCCAAAGAUGAUAAGAGUGAGUGGACUUGUGUUUUGUUUCAAGGCACUGUUCGUCAGUUACGGAAAAUGAAAUUGUACUUGACCCAAAGGAAUUAUACAAUGAGAAAUAAGUUCAUUGGGAAAUGUUGUGUAAUUUUGUGACUCACACUCACUGUUUUGUUUAAAGGUUCUGGCAUAACACUUGACGAGCUGAUAAUGUAAGGUUAUAGAAGGGUUAAGAUAAAAUAAGAUUGUAAAAUAUAAUACAAUAUAAUAAAGUAUUUUUUUAAACUCUUUAAUAUUGACAUUAUGGGAGUGUGACUGGCAUACUUUAGGUGCUACCAAUAGCUACACACACUGCUAGAUCUCAAAAGCCCACAAACGUCAAACAAAAUGUCCCAAUUCUAGGGUGGCAUCUGUAAACUAUACAGUGCCCUCCACUAAUAUUGGCACCCUUGGUAAAUAUGAGCAAAUCGGGCUGUGACACUUUUUUAUUGACUGUUUAUCCUCUUGGUCUUUCAUUCAAAAUAUUCACAAAUAUUGAACCUUUAAUUGAAAUAAAAUGAUUGAAAAAAAUGUAUGUGAAAUAAAUUAAAUAUUUUUCUCCGAAACAUGUGUGCCACAAUUAUUGGUACCCCUAGAUGUUCUUAUGAGAAAAAUCUAGCUGAAGUCUAUUCCCAUUCAUAUUUGAUGUUUUUAAGUUCACCUGAGUAAUUAGGAACACUUAAGUGGUAAGCCAUGACUUCCUGUUUCACUGGGGUAUAAAUAUGAGGUGACACACAGGCCAAGUUCCCAUAGUCAUCCUUCAUUAUGGGAAUAAUCCGAGAAUACAGUAAUGAUGUGUGACAAAAGGUUGUUGAGCUGCACAAAUCAGGAUAUGGCUAUAAGAAAAUAGCUUAAAGGUUGAAAAUGCCAAUUUCCACUCAUUUCCACUAUUUAAGAAAUUUAAAGCAACUGGAGAUGUUAACAAUCGGCCUGGAAGAGGACAUGUGUCUAUAUUGACCCCACGCACAGUGAGGAGGAAGGUUCGAGUUGCCAAACAAUCUCCAAGGAACACAGCUGGAGAAUUGUAGACGUUAGUUGGGUCAUGGGGUCAGAAAAUUUCCAAAACUACGAUCAGAUGCCACCCACAUAACCACAAGUUGUUUGGGAGGGUUGCCAUAGAAACGCCUUUGCUGUCAUCAAACUACAAACUCAAGCGCCUACAGUUUGCCAAAUGUUACUGGAUCUUUCAAUGGGACCGGGAUCUAUGGUCAGAUGAGACCAAAAUAGAGCUUUUUGGAAACAAACACCAGAGGUGGGUUUGGCGUAGACAGAAAGAUAGCCAUGCAGAAAAGUACAUCAUCCCCACUGUGAAGUAUGGUGGUGGAUCUUUGAUGUUUUGGGGCUGUUUUUAUUUCAAAGGUCCUGGACCACUUGUUAGGAUACAUGGUAUCAUGGACUCAAGUACAUCAAGUACAAGCAGAUAUUAAAUCAAAACCUGACUGCCUCUGCUAGGAAGCGUAAACUGGGCCGCGGUUGGAUCUUCCAGCAGGACAAUGAACCAAAGCACACCUCAAAAUCAACACAAUAAUGGUUCACUGACCAUAGAAUCAAGGUUUUGCCAUGGCCAUCCCAGUCCCCUGACCUAAACCCCAUAGAAAAUGCAGCCUGGCAUGAGCUGAAGAGGAGAGUCCACAAGCGUGGCCUCGGAAUCUGAAGGAUCUGGAGAGAUUCUGUAUGGAGGAAUGGUCUCAGAUCCCUUGCUAUGUGUUCUCCAAUCAUGUUAAGCAUUAUAGGAGAAGACUCAGAGCUGUUGUCUUGGCAAAGGGAAGUUGCACAAAGUAUUGAAUUAAGGGGUGCCAAUAAUUGUGGCACACAUAUAUUUGGGAAAAUAUUUGCUUAUGAUAAGAAUUCAUUUUUUCUUCUAUUUAUUUUACUUUAAUUAAAGUGUUGAUUUUUUUGUGUGAAUAUUUUGAAUGAAAGACCAAGAGGAUAAACAAUAAAGACGUUUUUCUUUUCGCAGCCCGGUUUGCUCAUAUUUACCAAGGGUGCCAAUAAUAGUGGAGGGCACUGUAGAAGGAAUUCAUAGCUGAGUGAUGAAAGGGUUAAAAAAAGAAGGGAUGACUGGCGGGGAAAGGAGGACAAUAAAGAAGACAGGAAACAUGAACCUGUCACGGUCAGCCAGACAGGCAGGAAAGUUCACGGUCCAAUAAUGUUUACCUUUGCACUUUUUAAUUUGACAUUAUUAUAAUUUUUUUUACCAUGAGUAUGAAUACUUAUUGGAGAGAUGAGGGACUGAGAGUUAAAGCCAAAAGAUUACUUUCGAAAAACUUUUUUUACCCUAAACUAGGUCAUGUAGACCAAAUUAGUCGUGUCAUCAUAAGAUGUUAGGAUUGCACCAAUGUAACUAGGCUUUAGCUCAGCGGGCUAAUAGUCUUAUUACAGUAACACAGACCUAGAUUCAAGUCGACUCAGGUUGGUCAACAACGGUUAUAAGAGGAUUUAUUGUAUGCCCAAUAUAUAACUUCAUAACAUGUUUCAUGUCAAACAAUUACAGUUGAAGUCGUAAGUUUACAUACACUUAGGUUGGAGUCAUUAAAACUCGUUUUUCAACCACUCCACAAAUUUCUUGUUAACAAACUAUAGUUUUGGCAAGUCGGUUAGGAUAUCUACUUUGUGCAUGACACAAGUAAUUUUUCCAACAAUUGUUUACAGACAGAUUAUUUCAGUUGUAAUUCACAAUAUCACAAUUCGAGUGGGUCAGAAGUUUACAUACACUAAAUUGACUGUGCUUAAACAGCUUGGAAAAUUCCAGAAAAUGAUGUCAUGGCUUUAGAAGCUUCUGAUAGGCUAAUUGACAUCAUUUGAGUCAAUUGGAGGUGUACCUGUGGAUGUAUUUCAAGGCCUACCUUCAGACUCAGUGCCUCUUUGUUUAAUCAGCUUCUUGAUAUGCCACACCUGUCAGGUGGAUGGAUUAUCUCGGCAAAGGAGAAAUGGUCACUAACAGGAAUGUAAAGAAAUUUGUGCACAAAAUAUGAGAGAAAUAAACUUUUUGUGUGUAUGGAACACGAAACAUGGGACCAACAGUGUAAUUAGAGCUCUAAGCACAGAUAUGCAAAUGAUAUUGUGUGUUUAAACCAGCAUGUAAUA